AUGCCAGCAUCCUGGAAGAAGAGAAGCAUUUUGUUUUUUUGCCACGGCAUCCUGACUGGUACCGGGGCGCCUCCCGGCCCACCAUCUGGGAAGGUCACGCGCGACAUCAAGGACCUGCAGCAGCAACUCACGCAGCUUGCGAAGGACUGGGAUGCGGAGGCGACCGCUGAAGAGAGCGCAAUUCUUGAUGAGGACCUUCAGGAUGUGGCGCCAGUUUUCGGCUUCCGUGGAAAGGCCUGCAAGAAGCAUUGGCUUCUGCGAGGUACAGCCCUCCAGAGCUCCGGCGGCUCUACGCCUGAAAAGGCGACCCAGCUCGUGACCCAGCUCGAAAGGCGCAUCUCGCGUCAGCUGUCGGGCGACACGGACUCUGAGGAACAGGAAGAGCGAGUCCCGCCACAUAAAGAAUUUCUGGAAGGCAAAGAAAAGCCGACGAGCUACAAAGAUGCCCUGGAGCAAGUGGGGGGAGAGAAGAAGUUGGAGGAGUUUAGAGAGCUGAGCAGAAGCCUCAUGGAAUCCUACAAGGUGGCUCCUGAGAUGGCGGAAGUGCUUUCGAGAGAUUCGAAGGCGCGACUUGCUUACAGCGUGAAGCUCAACUACCAGAAGUAUGUGAAUAAUCUGGACGAGCUGAUCGAGCGCUGCAAGAAGUUCCAAAAAGUCUUCUUCGACAAAGUCAAGGAGAUCGCGACGAAGACAGGUGGAAAGAAUUGCAAGCCGCCAUUAAAGUCCAAAGAGCGGUGCGAAGCAAAAGCGACGUUCAAGUAUCGCGACGCAAGCGGCGACGUGUCCUGGCACCGGUUGACAGACAUCGUCCGGGACACAGUGGUGUAUGGCAACCUGGACGACAUGUACGAGGGGCUGAAGCUCAUGCACCAGGACGGUGACCUGGAGAUUGUGGAGUUCAAUGACAGGUACUUCCAUCCCUUGGAUGGUGGCUAUCGCGACCUGCAGCUCACAGUGCGGAUCAGCGACAUUGUCUGCGAGCUCCAGCUGAAUGUCGCUGGCAUGAUCUACAUCAAGGAGGGUAGCGGACACCGCACCUUCGAAGUCGCGCGGGAGCUUGCAGCGGCUGUGGCCGAUACUGGAACGGAGGCUGUGAAGAGAGCUGGGAACAUCUUAAAGUGGGGCAAGGACCACUUGGGGAAGGAUGCCACGAAGCAGCUGCAGGAUAUCCUGAGCAGCAGCGAGAAGCCCUUGCUGCUCAAGGCAGCCCAGACAGGCAAUUCUCAGCUUAUGAGCAUCUUUUUGGAGCACCGUGCGAAUGUUAACGUGCAAGACAAGAUCUCGGGCCAGACCGCCUUGCACAAGGCGAUGGAGGGCGGGUACGAGCGUGCGAUGUGGCUGCUCCUCGAACACAGAGCUGAAGUGGACACAGCCGACACGAAUGGCAUCGUCCCGUUGAUGCAAGGCUUCUUGCAGUUGAGGAGCCAGCCAGACAGCGAGUUCAUCGGUAGGACGGUCUGCAUCCUCUCGCAGGUCGCCGGUAUGGUGCGCUUGAAAGCGGCCCAAGACAACCUGAAGAAGGUCGUCCAUGAUAAGCUGAAGCAGAACAGCCAAUUGUUGCAGUACUGCCAAGACGGUGAUGAAGUUUCAGUGCUGGAGUUGCUCAAAAACUACGCGGAUGCCAACUCGCCGAACGACAAGAAAGAGCGCCCGCUCCACAAGGCUCUGUCGCCGAUCGGAGGCUACCAGAAUCUAACAGAAAGGCAUCUCCAGAUUUGCCGACUGUUGGUGCAAUUCAAUGCCGAUUGCAAUCCGCGCGACGAAGAGGGACGCACACCUCUGGUGCUUGCAGUGCGGCUUGGAUCUUGUGAAGCUGUCCAAAUUCUGCUGCAGCAGAACGCCACGGCACAGACCGUGCAAGUGGAGGAUGUGCAAUACCUUCUGCGACCCACGGACGACUCCGAGAUCGCGCAGGUGCAGGCUGCAGCCCUGAAGCAGCUGCAUGUUGCCGGCUGCGAUUUCACAACACCAACCGCGAGAGACGAGCUGCCCACCUUCUUCGCCGCUCGCUGCAACAACACUGCGGCAUUGGAGGUGCUCCUGGAAGCCAGAUGCGACCCAGACCGGCCCAAUGCCAACAGAGACUUGGCCAUCACGGCUGCAGCUCGGGAUGGACAGACGGAAGCUGUGAGAUGGCUGCUGGAACACUGCAGAGUCAACCUGAAGGAUGCUCAGCGAGCCUUGCAUGCAGCUAGAGCUCAGCCGGACCACGAGGAGCUGAUAAGCCUGCUCGAGCGGAAGUGGACGCGUAUGGAACUGCCCAGUCUAAGCAGCAAUUUGGACAAAUUCGGUGGCAGAGGCGGAGAUGAGAAAGACGCAGAAAAAAUAGGCUUCCAGAGAUCUUUGACAGCAAAGCUCAAAGAGAAGGAGGGUCGCAGCAUUGGGAGACGUUACUAUGAGCUGGAGCUGCUGACCACAUUUGACUGGAUUCAGGCUGGUUGGGCCAGUGGCUCCUUUCAGGGAGACAAGGACUUGGGCAAGCAUCGAGAAGCUUGGUGUUGGGAAGGCAUGCUCGGGGGAUUCAUGGAGAAGAUCCGGGCUGGAAAAGCAGAGCAGGUCCGAGCACAACCGUGGGAGCCAGGCGAUAUCUUGGGCUUGGCACUGGAUUACACGGAGGGCAAGAUGCAACUUUCACACCAGGGCACCUGGUAUACAGAAGCUGAUUACAUGAUGGAAUUCGAGCCGAACGGUCGUGACUUGUAUCCUGCGAUCACCACGAAAGCCUGCUUGUUCCGUUUAAGGCUCGGGACGAAGGAAUGGAGUUUCAAACCUCCCUCCGAAGACUACAAGCCUUGGGCAGACGGAGUCGGUGAGUGGAACGUCAAGGACGAACAGUGGAGCUCUCGGAAGAUGAUCAGACGAACUUCCAGCGGCUCGGGCUCCGGCUCCAGCGUGGACUUCUCUGCGUACGACAGUGACGAGGAGAUGUAG
Molecule: messenger RNA, 2931 nt
Organism: Symbiodinium sp. CCMP2456
Lineage: Eukaryota; Dinophyceae; Suessiales; Symbiodiniaceae
Source: the annotation of a GenBank genome assembly